UCAGGCGGAGACGGGCCUGAUAUCGCUCCUUCCUCCCAUGCUGCGGACUUUGCAACCCACUGCUGGCCCCAAAGCCUCAGCUUUUACGGCCACUGGUGCAAUCAACGUCCACGUUGCCGCGUUCUGAACCGCUACCAUAUAUGAGAGUUGGGGCUCCAUCUGAUGCUCAUUUCGACAGCCUUACGAUUUUUGCUGUUUGAUGAAAUUGACUGAAGUGACACGAUGUCCCCAAACCCCGCGAGUAGUCCUGCUACCAUUCCAUCGACUGUGCCAAGCAUCAGUCAAGCGAGGCUACAUACCAUCAUCGCAGGACUGUGGUUUUGUCUGUUUCUCUCCGCUUUGGAUACGACCAUCGUGACUACCGCCCUCAUCAAAAUCUCAAGUGGCUUCAACGCUUUGGAGCAAGCAGCAUGGCUGGUCACCACCUAUCUUCUGACAUACAACAGUGAGUACCUACCACACCAGUCCUGUUCACCUAGAGUGACAUCAAUAGGCUUCUUGAUGAUCACGGCAAAACUAAGUGAUAUAUGGGGGCUCAAGACCGUUCUACUUGCAUGCGGCGCUAUAUUUUUGGUCUUCUCCAUGGCCUGUGGGGCAGCUCAGACAAUGACCCAGCUGAUCGUUUUCCGUGCGUUCCAAGGUAUCGGAGGCUCCGGCCUGUACUCGCUUACCUUCGUGUCGAUCCUGAAGCUCAUCGUGCCGGAAAAGAUCGGGUUCUACUCCGGUGUCAUCAGUUCAGUAUUCACUAUGUCCAAUCUCUUGGGACCGCUACUUGGUGGUAUUAUCGCAGAUCGGACGACAUGGCGGUGGAUCUUCUUCAUGAAUGGGCCCAUAUGUGUGGUCGCGAUGACACUGCUCUACUUUUCCAUGCCCAGCCUAAAGGAUAACAAGUCACAGUCCGAGCGCAUACGCGGUCUUGAUGGCAUCGGAGGCAUCCUCUCCAUAUGUUGGCCAAUACCACUGAUCUUUGCCCUGCAAGAGGCCGGUGUGUCGCAUCCUUGGAGCAGUGGAGUCAUCAUAGGAACUCUUGUUACUGGAAUAGUCUUGUUCUUCACGUUUGUAGUCUACGAAACCUGGGUCACCUACCGAACCAAAACGGAGCCCAUCUUUCCGAUUCGCUUUAUACGCAAUCCCUCUAUGGCGCUCAUCCUAUUGAGCAUGUUCCUCCUCGGUAUGCCAUUCUACGUGAUCUUCGUGCAGCUCCCUCAGCGGUUUCAGACCGUCAACUUCACCACCGCCGAACGCGCGGGUAUUCUUCUCCUGCCCUGCACCCUCGUUUCGCCAGUUGGUGCCAUGGUCGCAGGCCUCGCUACUAAGAAGAUCGCACCAGAGUAUAUACUCAUUCUGGCCACGGCUAUUGUGUGCGUUGGCACAGGACUUAUGGGUAGCUUACCCACACACUCGCACCUCUGGCCCGGUAUAUAUGGUUACGAAGUCAUUGUUGGCCUAGGCUUGGGGCUUUCAAGUCCUCCGUACUUCAUGUUACUUUCGAUCUCGAUCGCAGAAAAGGACAUAUCUGUUGGCACAGGCGCGCUCAAUAUGAUGCGUACACUAGGUGGUUGCGUUGCGGUAGCGAUAUGCACGGCCGUGCAUCGCGAGUACACCUCCGACAGGCUCACGACGUAUCUCUCGCCGGACCAGAUUGCUGCCGUUCAGACAUCGAGUGCAGCGCUUGCGCAGAUGCCAGAAGCCAUAAAGGAUGAAGUCGCAGAAGUCUUUGGCGGGAGCUACAACCGUCAGUUCCUUAUCAUGCUUGCCUUUACAGUAUUGAAUUUGCUCGUUACAGUGUCGUUGGUCGUUGUGAGGAAGAAGACAGGGGUCUUUGGUACACCAGUGGAGCGAACAGAGGAGAAUGAGUUUUACAGGGCUGCAGGGAAGAACGCUGAUCCAGAGAAGUUGCCAGCGAGCAAGGAUGGAAAUGGAACAGCUGGCAUAAGAGCGUCGACAACAGUCGAUGAUCGGGAUGAGAUUCUAGCUACGCCAGUUGACGCAGAGAAAAGAAAGCUGUAAUCGAAGCCAAGAGCAAUCAGAGCAGUUUUCGUGUCACAACUUUCUCCGUGGGCAAUGAGACCUUAUCAAUAACCCCCCGUCUUUGAUGACUAUCUUACUGACUGUAUGAGGCCGUCGGAAAGCCAAGUCCAAGCAGGCGAACGCCAGAAAACACAGGU
Messenger RNA from Boeremia exigua, 2168 nucleotides. Its product is annotated as putative MFS multidrug transporter. Bases 223 to 2010 code for a protein of 595 amino acids. The record is from RefSeq and is a predicted model, not a curated record. Gene Ontology annotation, molecular function: transmembrane transporter activity. The transcript is spliced from 4 exons. NCBI's taxonomy places the organism in Eukaryota, Fungi, Ascomycota, Dothideomycetes, Pleosporales, Didymellaceae. Gene Ontology annotation, biological process: transmembrane transport.